GCCUGGGGGCCCGAUGCCUGUCGCCCCGCCUGGGGGCCCGAUGCCUGUCGCCCCUCCUGGGGGCCCGAUGCCUGUUCGCCCCGCCUGGGGGCCCGAUGCCUGUCGCCCCUCCUGGGGGCCCGAUGCCGCCCGCCCUCCCUGGGGGCCCGAUGCCUGUCGCCCCGCCUGGGGGCCCGGUGCCUGUCGCCCCGCCGGGGGGCCCGAUGCCUGUCGCCCCGCCUGGUGGCCCGCUGCCUGCUGCUCCGCCUGGUGGCCCAGUGCCUGCUGCUCCGCCUGGUGGCCCGGUGCCUGCUGCUCCGCCUGGGGGCCCGCUGCCUGCUGCUCGCCUGGGGGCCCGCCUGUGCCUCUGCCCGGAGUCCAGCCCGAUGUGCCUCUGCCCGGAGUCCAGCCCGAUGUGCCUCUGCCCGGAGUCCAGCCCGAUGUGCCUCUGCCCGGAGUC
Molecule: messenger RNA, 439 nt
Organism: Staurois parvus
Lineage: Eukaryota; Metazoa; Chordata; Amphibia; Anura; Ranidae
Source: the annotation of a GenBank genome assembly